Molecule: messenger RNA, 1729 nt
Organism: Tetranychus urticae (two-spotted spider mite)
Lineage: Eukaryota; Metazoa; Arthropoda; Arachnida; Trombidiformes; Tetranychidae
Product: G protein-activated inward rectifier potassium channel 3-like
Biological process (GO): regulation of monoatomic ion transmembrane transport; potassium ion import across plasma membrane
Cellular component (GO): plasma membrane
Molecular function (GO): inward rectifier potassium channel activity
Source: RefSeq, a predicted model, not a curated record
UUUUCAUUAAACCAACCCUUUCUGCCUCUAAACUGGCUCCUUGCAAAGCCAUUAUUUAACUUUCUUAAUGAUUUCAUUUCAAGGUAUUUAGAGGACUGAACAACAGUUUGAGUUGUUGAUGGUUUCAUCAUGAUGUGUUAACAUAGUAUUUGUAUCAUUUGUGAUAAAGUGUUUAUAAGUGUUAAUCAAAAGUAAAGAUGGAAAUUGAUUCUGAUAAAUGGCGGGAUUUGGCUUUACCAGAUAAACGUUUAUUAUCAUCAUCAACAAUAAUUGACAUAAAAAAUGCCACCGAUUGUGAUUCAAUUGCUCCACAAGCACCGAUGACCACUGAAUAUGAAAAAAAUUUGACUUAUCGUUUUAAAUCUACAAAUGCAUUUGGCAAUGGCGAGUAUACAAAUACAUUUACAAAUUCAUCAACCAUAAACAACAAUAACAACAAUGUUUCAUCAAAAGGUAAAUCCAAGAUAUUUCCAGGUCGAUUAAAAAAGCGUGUUGUCCUUAAAAAUGGAAGUGUCAAUUUGUCCAAAGAAAGAGUCGAGAAAAGGUCUCAACGCUAUUUACAAGAUACAUUCACAACUAUGGUUGAUAUUCAAUGGAGGUGGAAUCUUCUGGUCUUUAGUAUGGGCUUCUUGUUGAGUUGGUUGGGUUUCGCUGUUGUUUGGUAUUUGAUUGCUUAUGCUCAUGGUGAUUUAGAUGGUCCCUCUUCAAAUGAUAGACGGAAAUGUGUUAAUGGUGUUGAUACAUUUGCCACUGCAUUUUUGUUUUCAGUUGAAACUCAACACACAAUUGGAUAUGGAAGUCGUUAUACUAAUGAAGAGUGUCCAGAAGCCAUCUUUGUUAUGUGUGUUCAAUCAAUAACCGGAGUCAUGAUUCAAUGUUUUGUGGUUGGCUUUGUGUUUGCCAAAUUAUCUCGUCCAAAGAAACGAUCACAGACUUUAAUGUUUAGUCGAAAUGCUUGUAUAUGCCUUCGAGAUGGUAAAUUGUGUCUCAUGUUUAGAGUUGGCGAUGUUAGGAAUCGAUCUCACAUCAUUGGAGCCUCCAUUAGUGCUUUGGUCAUUGACAGAAAGAUCACUUCAGAAGGCGAAGUCAUUCCUUAUUAUCAUAACAGAGUCGAUGUUAAAUUUGACAAUUCAGAUUCAAAUGUAUUCCUUGUUUGGCCAGCGACAAUUGUCCAUGAAGUCGACAGUUCCUCGCCAUUUUAUUCAAUGUCAGCUGAUGCUAUGAUAAGGGAAAGAUUUGAGAUUGUUGUUAUUCUUGAAGGGACAAUUGAAUCGACUGGACAAUCAAUUCAAGCUCGAACUUCUUACUUGCCUUGUGAAAUCUUGUGGGGUCAUCGCUUUGAACAUAUGAUUAGUUAUCGUAAAGACACUGGACAGUACAGAGUUGAUUAUUCAAAGUUUAACAAUACUUAUGAAGUUGAUACGCCAACAUCAUCAGCUAAAGAUUAUUAUGAAUCUCUCAGGAUUAUCAAUGAUAACAUCAAGUUAGACAGUUUUGUGCCUCUUCAUAUUUUCAAUAAUAAGUUUAAGGAAGAUUCAGUGAAAGUUGAACAACAAUUGAAUAAUGAUAGCAAUUCAUCAUUGUUUCCGUUCAAAAUUCCAAUUAGAAUACCUUAUCUCAAGACUUUUGAUAAAUCUGCUAAUUGAUUAUUCUUGUAUUUUCAUAGCAUUUCUCAUAAUUUUAAAUCAUCAAAUCUUCAAUUAUUUAUUCAAUUUAAUUUUUGUCUGUC